UAAUGAUACUGUUGAGUAAACUAGUACAAAAUCAACUCAUAUAAAACUUUGACAGAUACCAUGUUCUAUAAUCAUACGACAACCCGAACCAUUUGUGGCGAUGGCUACAAUGUUUCUUGCCAUUGCAUUAAAAACAGACUGCAUGUAAUUAUUUCAAACAUAAAUUAAACUACAACAAAAUUAGGAUAGGAUAGAUCUAAAAAAGGGCUUUCUAAAGGCUUAAGAUCAUAUAUUACAUUAUAUUAUGUGAAUGGUAAAUUUGAAAUUACCUGUCUAGUGAAAUUAUUGUUAUUUACAAUAAAGAAGUGGAGGAGGUUGUUAAGCCUCAAAUUAUCUACACCUAUAAAUGCAAGGGUAAGAAGGGAAAUGGCCAGCCAGCUAAGGUGACAGAAGGAGAAACAAUCAGUUAGAGACCACAAAACCAUUUUAAAAGGUAGCAGGAGGGAGAAGGAAGGUUUCAGGGAAUAUUUUGGGGUAAAGGUUGAGAGUGGCUUUUGCAGGAGAGGACCACCAGCUCUCUCUAAUGUGCUGGUUGAUUUUAUUUCCAUUUUUGCUCAAUCAUCUUGUCUUCUUUAAGGAGUGUUGCUACAUUUUGGGGAAUGUUUUCUUUUCCAUUUUUGAUUACUUUUGAAAGCUCAAUGGAGAAUGUUCAUAAAUAAAUCUAUCUUAGUCUCAUUACUCUGUUCUCUUCUUGUUUUCUUUCUUGCAUAUCGGUUAGGUUAUUUGUUGCAGGGAAGAAGAACCUAGCAAGUGGUAUCAGAGCUCGCUUCAACCUAGGGUGAACAAGAGCUAUGGCUCAAAAGCAACUGGAGGAAAAAAGAACCUAGCAAGUGGUAUCAGAGCCCGCUUCAACCUAGGGCGAACAAGAGCUAUGGCUCAAAAGCAACUAGAGGAAAGAAUGGAGAAGAACGUGAAGGAGAUCUCAGAAGUAAAAGAGAUGCUGAUGGGAUUAUGCAAAAACAUUGAAAAGCUCACGGAGGAGAUGAUUGAAAGUAACUCCGUCCGGAAGGCUGAGGAAUCAGGGACUACUGACGCACUGUGAUUGAAGCUCAAGGGGAAGAUCGAAGAGUCUGACUCAUCACCACACAUUGGUAUGCGAGGUCCGGAUAAGAGUAAGUACAAGAGGCUAGAAAUACUUGUAUUCGCGGGAGAAAAUCUGGAGUCUUGGGUGUAUUGAGUAGAACACUACUUCGAGAUCCAUGAGUUGUCGGAUCCGGAGAAGGUGAAGGUAGUGGUAAUCAGCUUUGGGCCAGAUGAGGUCGACUGGUUUCGUUGGAGUCACAACCGGAAGGUGAUCACUACGUGGGAGGAGCUGAAGAGAAGGAUGUUUGAAUACAGGCAGACUGGAGAAGGAAGUUUGGGUGCGCGACUACUGAGGAUAAGGCAAGAAGGAUCAUACUCAAACUAUGUGAAGAAGUUUGUAGCAUAUUCAGCUCAUCUUCUCGACUUAACAGAGGAUGUUCUCAAAGAUACCUUCAUCAAUGGGCUGGAACCUACGUUGAGGGUAGAGGUGAUUAGCAGAAAACCAACAACCUUGGAGGAAUGUAUGCGCGAAGCCCAGUUAGUGAGUGAUAGAAACAUGGCCCUGAAGCUAGCACUAGCGGACCUGGGUGUAGUUGGGCCGGGUAGGAAAGAAACCCAAAUGAAAGAGGGUGCAACAUCUGAAAGAAAGAGUGGGAGACCGAUGGAUGUGCAAGCUAUAAAACACAUCACCUUACCAGUGAAAGGUAACCACGUGAAAAGAGAUCCUCCCAUGAAGCGCCUAUUAGAUAGUGAGUUUCGUGACCAGCUGGACAAGGGCCUUUGUUUUAGAUGUAAUGAGAAAUACGCACUUGGCUGUAGAUGCAAAGUCAAGGAAAAUCGCGAGCUCAUGCUAUUUAUUACCAACAAAGAAGAGGAAACGGUCGUGGAUGAAGAGGAAGGAGAAGAGCUAAAGGAGAUGAAAGCCAUAGAGGACGAAGAUAAAGCAGAAAUUGUUCUGAGAUCCAUGUUUGGGUUGUCCGCUCGAGGAACAAUGAAGCUAAAAGGGGAGUUGAAGGGAAAAGAAGUCCUUGUGCUAAUAGACUGUGAAACAACCCACAACUUUGUUCAUCAGAAAAUAGUAAGAGAGCUGCAUCUUCCAAUCGACAAAAAAAACUUCAAUGUGGUGAUCGAGAAUGGUACGGUAAUACAAGAGGAAGGAGUAUGCAAAGCCCUGGAGUUGAAUCCUCCCGCCCUGACCGUGAAGACUGACUUUCUUGCCAUUGAUCUCAGACAAAUGGACCUGGUGUUAGGGAUACCAUGGCUAUGUACAACAGGGUUUAUAGGAGUGCAUUGGCCUUCACUAACCAUGUCUUUCUUGGCAGGUAACUCACAAGUCGUAUUCGCGAGGAUCCCUCAUUGACCAAAUCGAAAGUGUCAUUCAAGACCUUAGCAAAAACAUGGCAGGCAAAGGACUGAUAACGGGUAGAAAUACACAUUAUUACAGCGCAAAGUUAUAAACAAUGCAGGAUUGCGACGGAAAAUGUGUUGACACAAGGUGGAAAGGCGAUCCAAAGAAAUUAACGUCCGAGCACAUUAAGAGAUUGCGACUGCAAGGCUAUGCGAUCAUUUGCGCUCGCAAAAAUCUGCUCAAGAAGGUGGUUGCAUAGAGUCGACGCUUCAAGGUGGGCGCAUCUAGGUUAAAGCUUAAUAAAUCACGAUGGGACAGAAAGUUGAUGACGGUCGAUUAUGAAUUAAGUUGACAAGCCAUUAGCGACAUACUGUAGCAAGUACACUUAACUUUUC
Benincasa hispida (wax gourd) is the source of this 2766-nucleotide messenger RNA. NCBI's taxonomy places the organism in Eukaryota, Viridiplantae, Streptophyta, Magnoliopsida, Cucurbitales, Cucurbitaceae. The record is from RefSeq and is a predicted model, not a curated record.